AUUUCCGCCAAAACAAACAUGGAAUAAAAGCCUGAAAUUCGAUGUUCCAGCCGAGCAAUGUAAUUAUAUUUACUAGAUACUCCAUACUGUGGAGUAAAAACACAUGAAAAAAUUAACAAUUAUUGAAUCAACUGGUAUAUUCUGCGUUUAAAGUUAACCCUUUAACUUGAAUUUACUCGAAGUGGGGUGAAGAAUGACCACGGCUGAAUCCAGUGAUUCAAUGACUGACACUCUCUCGGCCAUCAACAUAGAACAGCUGACCAGUUCAGCGAUGGGGGCGUUUGGGCACAGCGUCCCGGGACUUUUUGGACCAAACGAACAAAAUACAGUGCUACCGGCCACUGUGUCCUCCUCUGGUGUGACUUCUAGUCUAUCUUCCCAGACUAUACCACUCAUGGUGUCCCUGGGGACAGGAGAUAAACAGACCAGUACUCAGGGCACAUUGCCACCUUUAAAUACAUUGAUCAAGAAACAGAAUGGCUUUCACUCCAUCCGUCACCUCCUGUCUCCAGCCUUACCCCUGACUGUAUCCCCUUCUGUAUCCACAAGCUCCAUACAAACCCAGGAUUCCACAGUGGAAGUAAACAAUGUCAAAUCUGGUCCGGAGUCUUUGUCUGGAGACAAGUCAGUGUUGUCCGGAGUCUUCCCUCCGGAUGUGUCCACCCCAAGCUGUCAUCAGACAAGUGCCCUGUUGUCCCAGCUAGCCUCCCUGGUCCAGGGUAAUGCACAGGCAAGUCAGCUGGAGGUUCCAGGUAUAGAAAAUCCAGAUCAUCUGGAAGGGAUAGACAGUAAUUUCCUACAGAAUUCUACAGCUAGUACUGACAUCCAGAUAGCCAAUCUCCAGAGUGUCAUUAACCUGAUCCUGACCAAUCCGUCUUUACAGAACAGUGCCACCUGCCAGACUCUUUUAAACAUUUUGAACCAGUCGUCAGGUGACUCUGCAUCAAACACAGACUUUGGGUCUGCCUCCCAGGGGGUUGACAUCUCUCAGCUACUGAAUGGGGAUUCCUCAGUUCAAACUGGUCAGUCUGGCAGUAUGUUGCCAGCUAACAGUGUCCUCCCCCCUGUCCCUUCCCCCUCUCAGUCUGUGGGGUCCACAGUUGCCAUCUCCUCAAUAGUCCCCAGUGUUCCAGUCAGCAUUCCCUCCUCUCUACCAGGAAUCUCAUCUGUUUCCAUCCAAUCCACAUCCAAUCCAGCCUCAGUCAUCUCAGACUCGUCUCAAUCUCAGCCCAUCGACGCAUCUCAGGUGACCUACAUUCGACAGCUGAUCAAUAGCCAGGUGUCCUAUGCUGACACAGGCACCCUGGGUCAAACAGCCAAUCAGAUGAUCUCAGUUAAACAGGACCCGUCCCUGAGCUCCGCCCAGCCUCUUUUGAUCAGUGGGGAUCACCUGGAGCCGUUCUAUACGGUGACCACUUCAUCGGACACCAUGGCGGUAGAGAAUCUCUUGCAGCCCGCCUCCAACACUCAAGUAGCAGUGGCCACGAUGAACUACCAAGACUACGCUGCCCUACAGAACAGCCUGAACAGCUAUCUCCAGUCGUCGGCCGAUAACGAGGAGGUCACGCUGCCCUCCAACCUGACCAUGGAGAACAUCAAUGCUGCCAUACAGUCAGAGGAUCCAAAGGGGAAGAAGUCUGCACUACAUGGCCCUCCUGCUAAUUUUACAGUGGAUUACUGUGUUAUCUGUGACGGUUCCAAGUGCUCCUGUCUGAGUCCAGUUGAGUACACUCGGGUGGAGGACCGGAUCAUUCCAUCCCGCGCUCGGCUCUCCAUGCCCAGCUGUCUGGAGAUCCGGCUGUCAAGGUCAUCGCUCUCCUCCCAAGUGCCUGAGGGUGUUUAUGCAGUGAAACAUCUACAGACCCACACAAAAUUUGGGCCGCUGAUGGGAGAGAUGGUGAAAACAACAGAGUCGGAGGGACUGUUUCCUGAGUGGAGGGUAAUGGAAGGAGAAGGCAGUUACUACAUCUCGACCAUUAAUGAGGAGCUGAGUAACUGGCUGAGGUUUAUCCGCCCGGCCCAGAACAUCGUUGAACAGAAUCUGGUAGUUCAUCAGGUGGGACAGUCCCUGUACUUCUUUGCUAAGAGAGACAUCAAACAAGGGGAAGAACUCUUGUACUGGUUCUCCAAGGAAUAUGCUGUUAUAUGUGGAUAUUCUGUGAUACCCAAGCCAAGCAGCGUCAACGAGUGCCCGGUGUGUGCCACCAUGUUCCGCAAGCGACAAGCUCUGCGACAGCACCUAGCCGACAACCACCGCGACUCUCUGUGUAAUGUCACGGAGGACAGUGAUCCGCUGGAUCCGAAAUCCAAAUCCAAGAAGAAAGGGGAUUCUCUGGAGCUGGUCACUUGUCCAUUCUGUAAGAAAGUCCUGGCCAGCAAUAGUAACCUCAAAAAACACCUGGCUGUUCACAAAGGUGAGAGGAAUUUCAAAUGUGAAAUGUGUCUUAAAUCGUUUAGACAGAAAGCUCAUUUAGAAUCUCACAUGGGAAUUCACAAAGUGGAAAAGAUCAGGUGCUCGCAUGUAAACUGUGAUCGGACGUUUAACCGUGACACGGAUCGUAAACUCCACGAAAAAACACACACAAAGACGGGACUAUUUCAGUGCGAGUCGUGUAAAAAGACUUUCACCAAAAAACAGAACUACAAGCGGCACAUUCUGAUCCAUACGGGGCAGAAGAACUUCCGCUGCGACCUAUGUAACAAGGACUACUACACAAAGUACCACCUACAGCGACACAAGGCCAAAUGUCGGGGGGCCGACAAAUACCCCUCCUACCUACAGAUGGAGGAGGGCGUGUACGAGGGGCCGGAAACCCUGGGGGUAGAGAACAAGGGUGGGUUAUAGCACUGUCACAAUGGUACAUGUACAUAUAGCAAACCCUGGGGGUAGAGAACAGAGGUGGGUUAUAGCACUGUUACAGUGGUACAUGUUCAUAUAGCAAACCCUGGGGGUAGAGAACAAAGGUGGGUUAUAGCACUGUCACAAUGGUACAUGUACAUAUAGCAAACCCUGGGGGUAGAGAACAAAGGUGGGUUAUAGCACUGUCACAAUGGUACAUGUACAUAUAGCAAACCCUGGGGGUAGAGAACAGAGGUGGGUUAUAGCACUGUUACAGUGGUACAUGUUCAUAUAGCAAACCCUGGGGGUAGAGAACAAAGCUGUUAUAUAGCACUACCAAUAUGGUUCAUGUACAAAAUUCUUGGUAGAAACGGAACUGCUAUUUGAAAUUGCUUUCAGAGAGCUACAUGUAGUUACCCGUGGGGAUAGAGACAUACUGUAGUUGGUUGAUAAUUGUUUCAUGAUGAGACAUGUACCUUUGAUUUAAGGGUUUAAAAAUAUGUACACGUCAAUAUUUUAUGAACUAGUAUUAUGGUUUGAACUGCUUGUAUUUUAUCCUUUGUACAAUCAUAAAGAACAAAUUUUGUAUGAGAAAUGAAAUCCAGCAAAGAAAUACUUUGCGAUUAAAAGCAAAUAAAAAAAAUUAUAGUAUUAAUCAUGACAGUAUAUGAGUGUCAGCGAAUUUAGUACCAUAAAUUAUUGUACUGCAUGUCAGCAGUAAGAGCAGACUGUUAUCAAAUGCAACUUAAUGCAAGAUGUUUUACUGUGAAGCAAAGAAUAUUUAAUAUGAGAGAUUCAGUACACAUGUAAUUGAUACUCUCUAAUCUCAUACCACAGUAUUUGGUAUUGUAUUGAUUAUGCAUUUAAUACGACAGCUUGCUCCUAUGAAGUAUUAUUUCAUCAACUCAUCUGUUACUUGGAGUUAGAUCAUCAUAUUUAUUAUACCUAGGGUUGGGAAUACCUAGAUAAAUCCUAGUUUGUUAAAUUUUUGCUAUCAGAAAGUGCUAUUGUUUUUUGGUAAAUUUGAUAUUUUUUAUAUUUUCUUCAAUUUAAGAUCUUUAACCUUGUCCAGGGAUAAUUAUCAAGUCUAGAAACACUACAGCAAUUCAUACUGUUGUAAACUGUGCAUGACUGAAUGAAAUCAAAAGCUUUUAUUGCAAUAUUUAGAGUUAUGUUUGAUGUUAUACACUGGUUGAGUUUGAUAAUAAACUUUUUCAGUAUUGCC
This is a messenger RNA of Magallana angulata, 4064 nucleotides long. RefSeq names its product PR domain zinc finger protein 4-like. Gene Ontology annotation, biological process: cell fate commitment; regulation of transcription by RNA polymerase II. The transcript has 10 exons. Gene Ontology annotation, cellular component: nucleus; cytoplasm. Gene Ontology annotation, molecular function: histone deacetylase binding; DNA-binding transcription factor activity; RNA polymerase II cis-regulatory region sequence-specific DNA binding. The record is from RefSeq and is a predicted model, not a curated record. NCBI's taxonomy places the organism in Eukaryota, Metazoa, Mollusca, Bivalvia, Ostreida, Ostreidae. The coding region runs from base 194 to 2845 and encodes 883 amino acids.